This is a messenger RNA of Lotus japonicus, 2434 nucleotides long. Its product is annotated as pentatricopeptide repeat-containing protein At1g11290, chloroplastic-like. Bases 249 to 2141 code for a protein of 630 amino acids. Gene Ontology annotation, biological process: RNA modification. The record is from RefSeq and is a predicted model, not a curated record. NCBI's taxonomy places the organism in Eukaryota, Viridiplantae, Streptophyta, Magnoliopsida, Fabales, Fabaceae. Gene Ontology annotation, molecular function: protein binding; RNA binding. The transcript has a single exon.
AACAAGUAACAAAGCACACACUCAACCAGCACUGACCAAGCGUGAACUUGACAAUAAUCAUACAUAUUCCAUUGACAAAAUCAUUCAAAAUUCUCAUAUUUCGUCGUCAUCAUCAUGUUCUUCAACGUUUUCAUCUUCUUUUCCCACAUUGCCUUCUUCACACCCAUCACUUGAAACAUCCACUUCACAAUGUCCCUGCUCUGCUUAAUUCAUGUCAUGAUAGUGCCCUUGGAUUGUUCAGAUCAACGAUGGAGGAGGAGCCCAACAACACAAUGGCGUGGAACUUGACCAUCAGGACCCAUGUUGAUUUGGGACAGUUCCAUUCAGCUUUGUCAACGUUCAAAAAAAUGAGACAAAUGGGUGUUCCCCAUGAUACUUUUACUUUUCCAGUAGUGAACCGAGCUUUAUCAUCCAUGAGGGCUGAUGCUGUGUAUGGAAAGAUGACCCAUUGUGUAGCAAUUCAAAUGGGUUUGGAUUUGGAUUUAUAUUUUUGUAACACAAUGAUUGAUUUUUAUGUGAAAUGUUGGUGCAUUGGUUGUGCUCGCCGCGUGUUUGAUCUAAUGCUGCACAGAGAUGUGGUUUCCUGGACGUCGAUGAUUGCUGGAUAUAUUUCUGAGAGACAUGUUAGUGUGGCUUGUGAUUUGUUCAACAAGAUGAGGGUGGAAUUGGAACCAAAUUCAGUUACUCUUAUUGUAAUGUUGCAGGCAUGUUGUGCUUCCACGCCAUUAAAUGUGGGAACUCAAAUUCAUGGGUAUGCAGUGAAGAGUGGAGUGCUAAUGGAUUGGUCGGUGAAAAAUUCAGUUUUGAGAAUGUAUGCUGAUAAAGGGAGUACUGAAGAAGUGGAACUUUUAUUUAGUGAAAUCAACAAAAGGGAUGUGGCUUCCUGGAAUAUUUUGAUUUCCUUUUAUUCCAUGGUAGGAGACAUGAUGAGAGUGGCUGGUUUGGUCAAUGAAAUGCAGAGCCUAGAAGGGCAUUCAUGGAACAUUGAGACUUUAACACUAGUUAUAUCAGCAUUUGCAAAGUGUGGUAAUCUUUCUAAGGGUGAAGGCGUGCAUUGCUUAGUCAUAAAAACAGGUUUUUCUGAUGAUGUUUUGCAAACUUCUCUGCUUGACUUUUAUGCCAAAUGUGGGAAAUUGGACAUAUCAGUUCAACUAUUUAGAGAGAUUCAUUUUAAAAGUUACAUCACUUUGGGUGCUAUGAUGUCAGGUUUCAUUCAAAAUGGUUCUUUUAUGGAGGCCAUAGCUUUGUUCCAGCAAAUGCAAGCUGAAGAUCUUGUUAUUGUCCCUGAGAUUUGGAGAAAUCUACUUGAUGCAUGUGCAAACCUGGGAGCUUUGAAGUUGGGAAGAGUUGUCCAUGGUUAUCUUAUGAAGAACUUGUUUAAUGGACCUGUUGAGGGUAAUCUGCACAUGGAAACCUCUAUCUUAAACAUGUACAUUAGAGGUGGUAAUAUAUCUUCAGCUAGAGCAGUUUUUGACAGGAUGCCUGUCAAAGAUGUUAUAGCAUGGACAUCAAUGAUUGAGGGAUUUGGAUCCCAUGGUUUUGGUUUUGAAGCCCUUAAGUAUUUUAAUUUAAUGAUGGAGCAUAGAAUGCAGCCGAACUCCGUUACCUUCUUGAGCUUAUUAUCUGCUUGCAGCCACUCUGGCCUUGUCAGUGAAGGCUGCAAAAUUUACUAUUCUAUGAAAUGGGGUUUUGGUAUUGAACCAGCUUUGGAUCACCAUACUUGCAUGGUGGAUCUUUUCGGUCGAUGUGGGAUGGUUAAAGAGGCCUUAUCCAUAAUAUUGAAAAUGGUAAUUUUACCAGAUAGCAGGAUUUGGGGUGCUCUUCUAGCAGCUUCAGGAGUUUAUGGAAAUAAAACAUUGGGAGAAUAUACAGCACAAAGACUGUUGGAACUUGAACCUGAUAAUGCUGGAUACCAUACGUUGUUGAGUAAUGUAAAAGCAAGUGCCGGAAGGUGGAAUGAGGUUGAAGAAUUAAGGAGAGAGAUGAGUGAAAAAGAUCUCAAGAAGAAACCAGGGUGGAGCUGCAUUGAGGUAAAAGGGGUCAGUUACGGAUUUCUUUCUGGAGAUAUAACACACCCUGAAGCAGAAGAGAUUUAUGCGGCAUUGUGUACAUUGAGUCGAGUGACACAGGAUUUUGGGUAAGAUAUUUAAAGCGGUUCAAAAGGGUAUUGAAAAUAUGUCUUGGCUAAUAUCAGCUACUUCAAACCAAUGCUUGGCAAAGCACUGUCUAACCUAAUCCCAAGUUCUUCAGUGAAGAAAAUGGGCUAAUUUGUGAUUUUAUAUCGGCUCCGUAAAGGGAAGAAAAUGAAUGUGUAGAAUGAUUAUUGCACUGAGUUUAGGAUUAAUAAUUUGUUGCAGGAAAUCAUAUAUGAUUUCUUCAUUUGAGAACCAGUCUGCCCUCGUAAGCACUCAAACAAAUGUCGAGUUCUGGUUAA